Molecule: messenger RNA, 402 nt
Organism: Neltuma alba
Lineage: Eukaryota; Viridiplantae; Streptophyta; Magnoliopsida; Fabales; Fabaceae
Exons: 1
Coding region: 1-330 (109 amino acids)
Source: RefSeq, a predicted model, not a curated record
AUGGCUUCUUCAAGCUUCAGCUUCACAGAGCACUGGCUUCUGGUGGCUGCCUCGGCGCUCAUCUGUGGAUCCGUCACCUACAUUAUCUACGACGCCGUCAUGGCCACCGCCUCCGAGCUGCUUCAACGCCUUCUCAUGAUCUCGCCGCUGCUGCUGAUCAUUGUCGUUCACUGCCUCUCCUCAGGUACUCAGCUCAACUUUCCCAUGCCGGGAUCUGAACCCGCGGCCAUCCACCGUGCCGGAGGCUCCCCCUGGGGCGUCGCCUUCGUCCUUCUUAUUCUCUUCGUCCUUAUCUCCUACCAGCCCUCAUUUCUCAGCCUCGUUUCCUAGCUCUCUUUCUCUACCUUGCAUGUUUUCAUGUGCUCCUGUACAUUCAGUGUUCAUGUCGCUGUAAAAAAUUAU